AAAAUACAAUUAAACAUUUUCUGGCUACCAUUUGUUUCCUAGUAUCCCCACUUUAUUUUAUGUUAUUUUCACCAAUCCAAAAUUAAAAAAAUACAAAAAAUUUAAAUUGUGCGGUGCUCUCUGAUACGGAACUCACUUGGUGUUCUUUUCCUGAUCUUUUUUAAUCAAUUAAAUUGAUUACUCAUUCAAUCAAGAGAAGAAGAAAAAGUGAGAAAUUUCGUGAAAAUUGUUAAUUUCAUAAGGUAAUUUUUUUGGCUUUUUGGGGAUUUUGCAGAUUUUCUAGCUAAUUGCUUGCUCUUUCUGCUCGAAGGUGAUUUUAGUUGCUGGGUAUUGCAUUGCUGAUCAUAUAGUUGUAGUAACCUGGGUUGGCUGGAACUGUGGAAGUAGAACUAAUUGAAUAAAAUUUUAGCUCUUGCUACUAUUGGGGUCUGGGUAGAAUGAGAAUAUGAUUAUGAGACUGGUCGGGGGAUAUUUUCGACGUUGUCGAUGGAUUCCCCUGACAAAAAAUUAUUGGGCAUUGUGAAUUUUUGGAGUCCUAGAAAAUGCGAGCCAACCAAUGUGUCGAGGGAUUUUUGGAUGCCGGAUCAGAGUUGUAGGGUGUGUUAUGAGUGUGACACCCUCUUCACCACAUUUCACAGAAGGCACCAUUGCCGGGUCUGUGGCCGAGUUUUCUGUGGGAAGUGUACAGCACACUCAAUUCCAGUCCAUCCGGAAGAGUCCACGAGUGAUCGAGAGGACAGUAAAAGAAUUAGGGUUUGUAACUAUUGCUUUGGGCAAUGGGAGCAAAGAUUGGUAACAGAUAAUCAUGAAACUGCUGGUGCUUCUUCUAGUCCAGAACUUAGUCCAUCUCCUUCAGCAAUUAGCUUGGGGAGUAUUAACACCAGCUUUACUGGUGAUAGCAGCACUACAGUAAGUUCAAUGGCCUACUCAACUGGACCAUACGAGCAUGUGACACAUGGUUCUUCUAUGAGUUUUGAACAAUCUUCGCAAACAGGACAACGUAAUAAAGGCAGUGGAGCAUCCGAUCCAAUCAGCAUAAAUACGUAUGUGGAUGUUGGAGAUCUAUCUUCCAAUGCUAAUCGGUAUGGAUUAUGCGAAAAUAGGAGUGAUGACGAGGAAAAUGAAAAUGGGGAGUACUAUGGUGCUGUUAAUUUUGAUGAAGUUGACAAUAAAUAUCAAUCACAUAAAGGAGAUUUUGAUGGAGAAGGCGAUGAUAGACGAGCUGUUAGUCCUUUGUCUUCUGUGGGUUUUGGUUCAGAGUUUCUGGAAGGAAUUAAGGGUUCUGCGAUUGAACCAGGCAUUCCCAAUAAUAAUGACGAAUCUGAAGCUUCUCUUUAUGAGAUUGAGAGUGCAGAUAUAGAAAAUUUGGAUUUUGAGAACAAUGGGAUACUUUGGAUUCCUCCAGAGCCUGAAGAUGAAGACGAUGACAGAGACGCCGAUCUUUUUGAUGACGAGGACGAUGGUGAUGCGGCUGGAGAAUGGGGAUAUCAGAGCUCUUCGAGUAGCUUCGCCGGUGACCUUCAACAGAGGGAAAAAGCAAACGAGGAACAUCGGAAAGCUAUGAGGAAUGUGGUUGGUGGGCAUUUUAGAGCACUGAUAACUCAGCUUUUGCAAGUAGAAAAUCUUCCUGUUCAAGAUGAUUACGAUAAAGAAAACUGGCUGGACAUAAUCACCUCUCUGUCAUGGGAGGCUGCUUCACUUCUUAAGCCAGACAUGUCUAAAGGUAGUGGGAUGGAUCCUGGUGGGUAUGUAAAAGUGAAAUGCCUGGCAUGUGGGAAACGAAGUGACAGUGUGGUGGUCAAAGGAGUUGUUUGUAAGAAGAAUGUUGCUCAUCGGCGUAUGACUUCAAAGUUUGAUAGACCACGCCUUUUAAUCCUUGGAGGGGCUUUGGAGUAUCAGCGGGUCUCUGCCCACUUAUCAAGCUUUGACACAUUAUUGCAGCAGGAAAUGGAUCAUCUGAAGAUGGCUGUUGCAAAAAUUAGUGCUCAUAAUCCCAAUAUCUUAUUGGUGGAGAAGUCUGUAUCACGAUUUGCCCAAGAGUAUCUUCUUGAAAAAAACAUAUCUCUUGUAUUGAAUAUCAAGAGGCCGCUCCUAGAGCGUAUUGCUCGCUGCUCUGGUGCUCAAAUUGUUCCCUCUAUUGACCAUCUUAAGUCCCAGAUAUUGGGGUAUUGUGAAUCUUUCCAUGUGGAGAAGUACUUUGAGGAACAUGGAAGUGCUGGUCAAGGUGGGAAGAAACUGACAAAGACCUUGAUGUUUUUUGAGGAGUGUCCAAAACCUUUGGGAUGUACUAUCUUGCUCAAAGGAGCUUCCGGAGAUGAGUUGAAAAAAGUGAAACAUGUUGUCCAGUAUGGAAUUUUUGCUGCAUAUCAUUUGGCUUUAGAAACAUCUUAUCUUGCUGAUGAAGGUGCUUCACUGCCGGAACUUCCUUUGAAGUCCCCAAUAACUGUUGCAUUACCUGACAAAACAUUAGACAUUAGUAGAUCAAUAUCCACUAUAGCUGAUCUUGUUACCCCAACAAGUGAAGACAGUCAUCUGAUUUCACAUGUGCCGUCAUUUAUCACUGCAAAUACCGUUUCUACAUCAGAAAGGAAUGCGUCAAGCUGUAUGACCAAAUUGGAAUCUUCCUCAGAUUCUGUGACAUCAACUGUUGAUGGCCCUUUGGGCUCAUCAUUAUAUGAUGUCCCUAAUUCUAUUUGUAAUGAUCAAGAUGGAGUUUCAGAGCACGUCAGCAGAAUAGGUGUGGAACAAUUUCCAGAAAGCCAUUCCAUAUCUGUAAAACCAGAUGAAUGCCUUCAUGAUGACUAUGCAAUUGCUAGUUCGUUCAGAUCGUCAGUACCAUUUAGACAGAGUGUUCUCAAGAGGGAUGAUGAUGGUAGUACAUUAUCUGAACCUGAUCCCAAGAAUUCAUCAAAUCUGUUGGAUUCAAACAAUGGGGAACAAAAUGAGAAAGUGCAACAGUUGAAGCAAGGAUUUCAACUCCCACCUUCUGAUGGUCAGAGCAUAUUGGUGUCUUUAACGACACGCUGUGUCUGGAAGGGAGUCGUGUGUGAGAGGGCACAUCUUUUCCGUAUCAAGUACUAUCGGACCUUUGACAAGCCUUUAGGACGGUUUUUGCAGGAUGAUUUGUUUGAUCAGAGCUACCUUUGCCGUGUUUGUGAGAUGCCGUCAGAAGCACAUAUUCAUUGUUACACCCACCAACAAGGGAGCCUUACUAUUUCUGUGAGAAAGCUUACUGAGUUUCCAUUACCUGGGGAAAGGGACGGAAAAAUCUUUAUGUGGCAUAGGUGCCUUCGAUGUCCCCGAGUCAAUGGAUUUCCUCCUGCUACUAGAAGAGUUGUUAUGUCAGAUGCAGCGUGGGGACUGUCAUUUGGAAAAUUCUUAGAACUCAGCUUUUCAAAUCAUGCAGCUGCUAGCAGAGUUGCUAGUUGUGGCCAUUCUCUUCACAAGGAUUGUCUUAGAUUCUACGGUUGUGGACGGAUGGUUGCUUGCUUUCGCUAUGCACCAAUUGUUGUUCAUUCUGUCUUCCUUCCACCAUCAAACCUCGAGUUUACUUGUGCUAAUCUGGAGUGGAUCCAAAAAGAAGCAGUCGAGGUAAGCGACCGGGCAGAGCUUCUAUAUACCGAAGUCUGCAAUGCCGUUAAUGAGAUCUCGGAUAAAUUUUCGAGGUCGGGAUUACUGGAAAGUAACACAAAAGCUUGUGGAUUGAGAAAACACAUCAUGGAACUAGAAAGGAUGCUGAGGAAGGAAAAAGAAGAAUUUGAGGAGUCCCUGCAAAAGACAUUGCAAGCGGAAAGCCAAGCCGGGAUCGACAUUCUAGAAAUUAAUAGAUUGAGGCGGCGUUUAUUAAUCCAAUCUUAUGUCUGGGAUCAGCGGUUGAUUCAUACAUCCAGUUUAGAUGCAAAGAUAACCCAGGGUGGGUCUAAUAGUCUCUUCCUGAAAUCAAUGGAGGAAACCUCGAAUGAUGUUGAAAAGACUAAUAUAAAUGCUGGGGGUGACGCAGAGAGAGAAGUGGGCAGCUACGGUUCUGUAAUUGCAGAUGGAAAGAUUGGGACAGAUCUUAGCCAAGGCCUCAACAUCAAAGAAUUUAAUGAAAAGAUGUGCAAGGAAGAUCUCCAUGGGAUCAAUACGGGUGAUGCAGAUCCGACUAAUUCUGUAAAUGCAUUUCGGAGAGUUAUUUCAGCUGGGCAAUUCCCUAUUGUGGUGAAUUUAUCUGAUACUCUUGAUGCAGCAUGGAUCGGUGAGAGUCAUUUAGGUAGUAUCAAGCCUACAGAGAAUGAUGCAGUAGAUCCACCGAGUUUAGUCAGGUCAGUUGCAGCAAGUCCCAGGUCAGAGAAGCCCGCUGAUGAGCCGGAGAUUCAUCGUUCUACUAGCUGUGCUUUGCCGGCCAAGAGUUUUGACUUUUCGGACAGUUCUACAAAUUGGUUAAAGAUGCCCUUUACGAACAUCUAUCAAUCAAGUGGGAAAAAUACUGCAUGGAGUGCUCAAAAGCUUGAUGCAGUAGGGGACUAUAAUCCAGUUUUUGUUUCUUCAUUUCGUGAAUUGGAACGCCAAAGUGGUGCCAGAUUGCUGCUUCCUGUGGGUGUUGAUGAUACUGUAAUACCUGUUUAUGAUGAUGAGCCAACUAGUAUCAUAGCAUAUGCACUUGUAUCACAAGAUUAUCGAACUCAGACUUCUGAUGAUCCCGAGAUGAAAAAGGAUUGGAAUGACUCAACAGCUUCUUUGCCCCUCGUCAGUCUAGCAAGUUCCCUCUCCCUUCAUUCACCAGCUGAAUCAUUUACUGGGUCAAUGAAAAGCUUCGGGGCUUCUGAAGAAAGCUUUUUGUCAAUGUCUGGGUCCAGAAACUCUCUCACAUUGGAUCCACUGUCCUACACCAAAGCUUUGCAUGCUAGAGUUUCUUUUCAAGAUAAUGGUCCUCUUGGAAAAGUUAGAUAUACUGUCACUUGUUAUUAUGCGAAACGAUUUGAGGCAUUGAGAAAAAUUUCCUGCCCUUCUGAGAUGGAUUUCAUCAGAUCUCUUAGCCGUUGUAAGAAAUGGGGUGCACAAGGUGGAAAGAGCAAUGUUUUUUUUGCCAAGUCUUUAGAUGAUAGAUUUAUAAUCAAACAAGUUACUAAGACAGAGCUGGAGUCAUUUAUCAAGUUUGCACCUGCUUAUUUUAAAUAUCUCUCCGAGUCUAUCAACAGUUCCAGCCCCACCUGUCUGGCAAAGAUUCUGGGCAUUUAUCAGGUUACAUCCAAGCAUAUUAAAGGAGGGAGGGAGUCCAAGAUGGAUGUUUUGGUAAUGGAGAAUCUUUUGUUCCGGCGUAAUGUUGUACGGCUUUAUGAUUUAAAAGGUUCUUGUAGAUCACGGUACAAUCCAGAUUCCACUGGUGGAAACAAAGUUUUACUGGACCAGAACUUGAUCGAGACAAUGCCUACUUCUCCAAUUUUUGUAGGGAACAAGGCAAAACGGCUGCUCGAACGAGCUGUUUGGAACGACACAUCAUUUCUAGCUUCGGUUGAUGUGAUGGAUUAUUCUUUAUUGGUUGGUAUUGAUGAAGAAAAACGCGAACUAGUUGUUGGUAUAAUUGAUUUCAUGAGGCAAUAUACAUGGGACAAACACCUUGAGACUUGGGUGAAGACUUCUGGGAUUCUUGGUGGACCGAAGAAUGCACAACCAACAGUUAUAUCUCCAGAUCAGUAUAAGAAGCGAUUUAGGAAAGCGAUGACAACUUACUUUCUUAUGGUACCUGAUCAAUGGUCUCCUCCAAUGAUCAUCCCUAGUGAACCCUUGUUUGAUCUUAAUGAGGAGAAACAAGAAAAUAUAUUGUAGCUUUACCUUGAUUUGUUGUAGAAGUGAAAUCCUUGAAUUUGUCCAAAUUAUAUAGUGUAUAGUGUUCAUUUCACAGCAUUUUUGUUAUGAUUUCUGUUUAUUUGUUUGAUUCUUGUUAUAUUUGUUGAUCCAAGUAGUUAAUAAGAAAGGUUCUUUCAUGCCA
Messenger RNA from Spinacia oleracea (spinach), 5971 nucleotides. RefSeq names its product 1-phosphatidylinositol-3-phosphate 5-kinase FAB1B. Gene Ontology annotation, molecular function: ATP binding; 1-phosphatidylinositol-3-phosphate 5-kinase activity; metal ion binding. The transcript is spliced from 13 exons. NCBI's taxonomy places the organism in Eukaryota, Viridiplantae, Streptophyta, Magnoliopsida, Caryophyllales, Amaranthaceae. The record is from RefSeq and is a predicted model, not a curated record. Gene Ontology annotation, cellular component: endosome membrane. Gene Ontology annotation, biological process: phosphatidylinositol phosphate biosynthetic process. The coding region runs from base 487 to 5808 and encodes 1773 amino acids.